Molecule: messenger RNA, 1192 nt
Organism: Centruroides sculpturatus (bark scorpion)
Lineage: Eukaryota; Metazoa; Arthropoda; Arachnida; Scorpiones; Buthidae
Exons: 3
Coding region: 227-1192 (321 amino acids)
Source: RefSeq, a predicted model, not a curated record
UCUCCCCUUUUGUGUGAUGCAAUCUUUGCUUUUCCUGUAUGCAAAAUUUUCAUAAUCCUUCCUAGCGAAUUUCUAGUUGACGGAGAUUUGAAACAAAAUGCCUUAAUAAAAAACCGUAAAUUACGUUUAAGAAGAUCAUACGAAUAGAGUUCAAAGUUCAUUAAUUUGAUCGGAAUUUCGAACAAAAAUGGAAUUUCUCAUCGACUGAAUCCACAUUUACUGGAUAAUGGAACUUACCAUUAAUAUAAACAUAGACCGCAAUACUGUUAUUGUUAUGCUGGGUACUAACUUAUGGAAAUUCUCACUGACUGUAAUCUUAGAUGAUAAUUUAAUUUCCAUAAUAAAUUUUGGUAUAAAAUUAACAAAGUAUUUAAUAAAAAUUGUUUUAGAUGAUAACUUUACUUCCAUAACUAAAGCUGGAUUAAAUGCCAUUACAUUUGUACUAAAUUCGAAUUGGGACGAAAGUAUCAUUUACGUUAUCAAAUUUAUUCUACGUUUAUGGAAAUUAUUAUUUAUUAUCAUUUUAGACGAUAAUAUAAUUUGUGUAUUAAAGUUUGCUUUAAAGUUAAUAAGAUGCUUUUUAUUAAUUAUCAUGGACGAGAAUGUUGUAGCAGUCUUCAGGUUUAACGUCAAGUUAUGCAAGUUACUUAUACUCUUAAUGCUAGAUGAAAAUAUACUUUAUUUACUAAAAUUCAGCGUAAGAAUUUCGCAAUUAUUUGUUAAUCUCAGCCUAAAUGAUACCUCCAUUUCCGUAAUCAUAUUCGCCAUUAAGCUAUGGAAAUUCUUGCUGAUUCACGUGCUAAACGAAAAUAUACUUUCAGUAUUGAUACUUUGCAUUCGUUUAUGGAAAUUUCUACUCAUGUUAACAUUCAAUGAGCAAGUAAUUUACAUAGUUAUGCUUAGUACAAGAUUAUGCAAUGCCCUAUCACCUAUAGUAUUGAACGAGAACAUAAUUUCCAUAACUAUGAUCAGCAUCAAGCUAUGGAAAUUAUUACUGAAUUUAAUCUUUGAUGAGAAUAUUGUCAGCGUUAUACUCUUCAGUUUCAAUUUAUUUAAGAUUUUAUCAUCAUUAAUACUGGAUGAAAAUAUAGUUAUAGUAUUAAUGUUUGCUGUUAAAAUAUGGAAAUUAAUGAUAACAUUAUUCUUCGAUGAGAAUAUGGUUUUCACGAAAAUCUUAUUUAUAUUGCCAUGA